AAGAAAACCACCGGCGCACAUGUUUUACCGGUAAUCAGAGAUUCUUCACCGCCGUGAGAAAAACAUCUCUAUAUGGACGACAUGUCUCUCUCACGAGCUCUUCGUAAACAAGAAUGGCGAGUAAACCUGAUCAUCUCCAUCAUCAUCACCUAUCUUCAAGGAGAUUGAUGCUUGUGUUGUAUUUCACCAGUGUUCUUGGGAUUGGAUUCGUCGCAGCUUUUCUGUGUCUGUCUUCUUCGAAUCUCUCGUUCUCCGCCGUUUCUUCAAUCUGGGUUCCCUUAAACCGGCCGGAGAUUCAGAUCCCCAACAUUGUUCAAAAGAGAAGCAAGCAAUCGAAUCAUUCUAAUGAUACAAAAGAUCAUGUCCGGUUUUUAUCGGCAACAUUCGCAGAUAUACCGGCGCCGGAGUUACAUUGGGAGCAAAUGCAAUCAGCUCCAGUUGCACGGCUUGACGGAUACUCAGUUCAAAUCAAAAACCUUUUGUAUGUCUUCUCGGGUUAUGGCAGUCUUGACUAUGUUCAUUCUCAUGUGGAUGUGUUCAAUUUCACAGACAAUACGUGGUGCGAUAAAUUCGACACUCCUAAAGAGAUGGCGAAUUCGCACCUCGGUAUUGUUACGGAUGGACGGUAUGUGUAUGUUAUAUCAGGGCAGUAUGGUCCACAAUGUAGAGGACCUACUUCUCGUUCCUUUGUUUUAGACUCAGUUACAAAGACAUGGCUCGAGUUUCCUUCACUACCAGCUCCAAGGUAUGCUCCUGCAACUCAGAUAUGGAGAGGGAGGCUUCAUGUGAUAGGUGGAAGCAAAGAGAAUCGUAAUGCAGUUGCUUUUGACAAUUGGAGCAUCGCUGUAAAAGAUGGCAAAGCACUCGACGAAUGGCGAGAAGAGGUUCCAAUCCCUCGAGGUGGACCACACAGGGCUUGUGUAGUUGCUAACGAUAAACUACUUGUGAUUGGUGGCCAAGAAGGUGACUUCAUGGCCAAACCUAACUCGCCCAUCUUCAAGUGCUCACGGAGACGCGAGAUCUUUAAUGGUGAGGUGUACAUGAUGGACGAGGAGAUGAAGUGGAAAAUGCUGCCACCAAUACCAAAGAACAAUUCCCACAUCGAAUCUGCAUGGAUCAUUGUCAAUAACUCAAUAGUCAUCGUUGGUGGUACCACUGAUUGGCAUCCAGUGACAAAAAGACUUGUUCUUGUUGGAGAGAUUUUCCGGUUCCAGUUAGAUACUUUGACUUGGUCUGUGAUUGGAAGGUUACCAUUCCGUGUUAAAACAGCGAUGGCCGGAUUCUGGAACGGUUACUUGUACUUCACGUCGGGGCAGCGCGAUAGAGGACCGGAUAAUCCGCAGCCUGGAAAAGUUAUUGGAGAAAUGUGGAGAACCAAGUUGAAGUUCUGAUUCUUACAUAUGCCACUUUUUAAUAGAAAAAACCAUUGUUUUGUUCUAGACACAGAACAAACUUUUUGUUAGUCAUGAAAAAUUGAUAUGAAGAAGACAAAGGUAAAAUUGAUAACUGUAAAAACUGGUCAGACAAUGAAAAGGUAUAAUACUCCAAUGCUGAGAAAGACAUUA
This is a messenger RNA of Capsella rubella, 1565 nucleotides long. Its product is annotated as kelch repeat-containing protein At3g27220. Bases 114 to 1391 code for a protein of 425 amino acids. The record is from RefSeq and is a predicted model, not a curated record. Gene Ontology annotation, molecular function: protein binding. NCBI's taxonomy places the organism in Eukaryota, Viridiplantae, Streptophyta, Magnoliopsida, Brassicales, Brassicaceae. The transcript is spliced from 7 exons.